AUGGUUUCUCGCACUUUCGUCCUCUCUUCCAUCGCCGUCGCUGCCGCUGCUAAUAGCACUGCUUCCUCUAACGUCACCAGCUCUGCUAAUGGCACUACCACUACCACCGUUGUUACUGAGUUCACCACUUACUGCCCUGAGCCUACUACCUUCACCAUGAACAACAAGACCUACACCGUCACCAAGCCCACCACCUUGACCAUCACUGACUGCCCUUGCACUCUUACCCACACCUCUUCUGCUUCUGUUGCCCCCGUUGCCCCUACCACUGCCGGCCCCGUCUCUACUGCCAACGCCGCCGUUGCCAAGGGUCUCUCUGCUGCCGUUGGUGUUGCCGCCGUCGCUGCUUACUUGCUUUAA
Messenger RNA from Wickerhamiella sorbophila, 360 nucleotides. RefSeq names its product putative cell wall protein SPI1. The transcript has a single exon. Lineage: Eukaryota; Fungi; Ascomycota; Dipodascomycetes; Dipodascales; Trichomonascaceae. The coding region runs from base 1 to 360 and encodes 119 amino acids. Gene Ontology annotation, molecular function: structural constituent of cell wall. Gene Ontology annotation, biological process: fungal-type cell wall organization. The record is from RefSeq and is a predicted model, not a curated record. Gene Ontology annotation, cellular component: fungal-type cell wall.